AUGAGAGGUGAAGAGAAGUCAAAGCCAGGAGUACAGUAUCUUUAUGAGGCCACAGGACCGGGUGGGUGCACGUUGCUCAUUGAGGUUUUGACUGACAACAACACACGGUCCCAUCAAGAAAUCAAACGUAUCUUGAUGAAAAAUGGUGGGGCGCUGUGUGAAGGAGCACGCCGGAACUUUGACAGGAAAGGUGUUGUGGCAGCAUCCAGAGAUGGGGUCUCCUCUGAGAAAGCUCUAGAGCUGGCCAUUGAGGCAGGAGCUGAAGAUGUGCAGGAGAUGGAGGAUGAAGAGGAGCGACCCAUACUACAGUUUAUCUGUGACAUUGCGUCCAUGAAGGCUGUGCGGAGUGCUCUAGAAGGUCUGGGGGUACACACACUUUCAGCCGGUCUGGAGUUUGUUUCUCAUACCCCGUCUCUCCUGACUCAGACUCAGCUAGAGACCGCGUCCACCCUGCUGGAUGCUCUCAAUGACUGCCCUGAUGUGGUCCGGGUAUGGGAUAACAUCCAUGCACAGACCUAGAGUUCACAAUAAGUCAAUUGACAAAUGGAACAACUCACAGAUAGAUGAACUAAUCAAUGAUCUACAUGCCUUAACUGAAAAAAAUGGACCUGCUUGGCCAAAUUGUAUUGGACUUUACUUGGAUUUUUUGUGUGAUGGUAAAUGCUUGAUUGACCUUGUUGAUAUAUCUUCAUC
This is a messenger RNA of Sinocyclocheilus rhinocerous, 693 nucleotides long. It is a transcript of the gene taco1, whose product is annotated as translational activator of mitochondrially encoded cytochrome c oxidase I. Lineage: Eukaryota; Metazoa; Chordata; Actinopteri; Cypriniformes; Cyprinidae. Gene Ontology annotation, cellular component: mitochondrion. The transcript is spliced from 4 exons. The record is from RefSeq and is a predicted model, not a curated record. Bases 1 to 519 code for a protein of 172 amino acids.